Messenger RNA from Plodia interpunctella (Indianmeal moth), 2635 nucleotides. RefSeq names its product minidiscs (gene mnd). NCBI's taxonomy places the organism in Eukaryota, Metazoa, Arthropoda, Insecta, Lepidoptera, Pyralidae. The coding region runs from base 894 to 2387 and encodes 497 amino acids. Gene Ontology annotation, biological process: amino acid transmembrane transport. Gene Ontology annotation, molecular function: L-amino acid transmembrane transporter activity. The transcript has 6 exons. Gene Ontology annotation, cellular component: membrane. The record is from RefSeq and is a predicted model, not a curated record.
AAAGUGAAUCGCUCAUAUCCUGCUCCUGUGAGCAUUACAAUCACCGACAUUCAUCUUAUAAGGUGCGCGGUCAACGUGCUCUCUUAUCAGUAGAUAUGAUGCCUACGAUGUACUUGAGCUAUUUCUGAAUGUGAUAUUAUAUUGUCAAAAUGUAUGUCAGAAGGUAAGCCCACGUGGCUUUGGAGGACUGAGACAUAAAAACCAGUUGUUCAAACUUGGCAGUGAAUUCGCUGGAGGUAUCGAAAAAAUGUCUUAUUACAACUCGGCAAGGUUGACUUUGCUAGUUUAGGCUAUAGAUCCAUGACGUUUUGGUAUUCAUUCGUCGAUCGGCGGCGAUACCGGCAGACGGGUGGUUAACUGCAAAGCGGUAAAGUGAAUAGUAAAGUAGCACGCGUCAUACGUGUUCACAUCGUCUCCGCUAACCAUCUGGCAUGAUGUAGUUUCGAUCUCAACGAAACAAAUUUAGUUUUCUAUCAAUACAUAAACAUAUUGAUAAAAAAAAAUAAUUAGAAUUUUUUGAACAGUUCACCAUUACUUACUCUAACGUUCCUAAUUUUAAAAAUGUAAUGAAUAUUUUAACCUUACUUAAACUUGUGACGCGCGUGUAUUUUAGUUAUUCAUAUUGACUCGUGUUAUCAGUGACUCCUGUUAUAGACUCCCGACAGUUAAUUGUGUCCUUUAUCAGCUUAUAGUGGUUUUAUGGUUUUUGGUAGAGCACGUGGUCGUUUCCCGCUACUUCACCGUAGUGUGAUGCAAUGUUCGCGUGAAGAACGAUCAGUUCAAAAUUUGGGCAACAAAGUUACGACAACUGUUAUUUUAGAUUUUAAAACAUGUGUUAAUAACUUUAGCUUUAACUUAAUUUAUUUGUUUUGAAUACUUAAAUCAACUUAAAAAUGGCUAAAGUGUCAGCAGCUGAAGGACUAACACCAAAGACGAUGGACGUUGGUGCAGAAAGUGGUGAAAAUGAUGACAAGUCUUCAAACGGUGGUGUUCGACUUAAAAAAGAAUUAAGUUUAUUGAAUGGUGUCGCGAUAAUAGUUGGAGUGAUUGUGGGGUCUGGGAUCUUCGUGUCUCCGAGUUUGGCGCUGAAGCAUUCUGGCUCCAAAGGGAUGGCCCUCAUUGUGUGGGUGCUCUCAGGGUUCUUGUCCAUGGUCGGUGCCCUCUGCUAUGCCGAGCUAGGUACAAUGAUCCCGAAGUCCGGCGGGGACUACGCAUACAUCGGCGAGGCUUUUGGGUCACUGCCGGCGUUCCUAUACCUAUGGGUGGCGCUCUUCAUCCUGGUGCCCACCGGGAACGCCAUCACAGCCCUCACAUUCGCCCAGAACAUCCUCCAACCGCUCUGGCCCGCCUGCACGCCCCCAGUCGAAGCUGUAAGCCUCAUAGCGGCUUUAAUUACCUGCUUCCUCACGGUUAUAAACUGUUACAACGUGAAGUGGGUGACACGACUGCAAGACUCGUUCACAGCGGCCAAAGUGUUGGCACUGCUGGUCACCUUCUUCGCCAGUCUAUGGUAUUUGUUUUCUGAACACACGGAGAAUUUGCAGUCGAUUAUGCAGGGCACCAAUAUGAAAGCGGGAGAGAUUGCCAUCGCUUUCUACACAGGGCUCUUCUCAUACUCCGGGUGGAAUUAUCUUAACUUCGUCACCGAGGAACUGAAGGACCCAUACAGGAACCUUCCCCGAGCGAUUUGCAUAUCGAUGCCAGUGGUGACGUUAGUGUACGCUCUCACCAAUGUGGCAUACUUCGCCGUUCUGACCAACGACGAGAUCCGAUCCUCAGAAGCCGUUGCCGUCACCUUCAGCGAGAAGAUCUUGGGUUCAUUCUCCUGGGUCAUGCCCUUGUUCGUCGCACUGUGCACCUUUGGUUCCCUCAACGGAGCUAUCUACGCCUCAUCUCGCUUAUUCUUCGUCGGUGCUAGGAAUGGUCAUCUCCCAUUGGCUAUAUCGUUAAUCGACAUUAGGAGGAUGACACCAGUACCGUCUGUUAUAUUUAUGUGCUUGGUGACGCUGGUGCUGCUGAUGACCAACAACGUGGAGUCGCUGAUGAUCUACGUGACGGCUGUGGAGGCCAUGUUCACGCUGUGUUCGGUGUCGGGGCUGCUGUGGCUGCGCUACAAGCGGCCGCAGAUGUCUCGCCCCAUCCGCGUCAGCCUGCUGCUGCCCGUCGCGUUCCUCGUCAUAUGCGCGUUCCUGGUGGUGUGCUCCAGCUUCACCAACCCGCAGGAGGUGGGGCUCGGCGUCGCCUUCGUCCUCCUCGGCGUCCCCGUGUACUGCGUCUUCAUCCGCUGGCGAUCCAAGCCCCAGUGGCUGCAGUCCGCCUGCCAUUCCUUCAACAUCCUGUGCUCCAAAUUAUUCCUCUGUCUACCCGAAGACUCGAAGGAUUUAUGAUCUUGAAUAGUGAUAUAUGUAUUCCAAAUCUGAGAUAUGAGUGAUCUUAUUAUUUUUAUCCUAUUUUCGACGUCGAACUAUAAUAAAAUAUGUAAUAUAUUAUUGUGGGACGACGUGAUAAGCGUAAUAUAUACUUGAAACAUUAUAUAAAUAAGCUUUACGACAGUACAUGAUUCCUAUGCUUAAUUUAAGUUUUUAAUAAUACUUAUUGUUAAGUACAAAAUUAUAAUAAAUUUCAUAUUAUUCAA